AUGACUACGGCUGUCGAGUGCAUGACAUCGAUCACUCUCACACAACCCGCCGUCAUGGAUCCCUCAGCCGACAAGAAGCGCAACAAGCUGGGAUAUCAUCGUACCUCAGUCGCAUGCGUCCACUGCCGCCGGCGCAAAAUCCGGUGUCUUGUCGCUGCAGACGACCCCCAAGGCCGAUGCGAAAACUGCAUUCGCCUGCGCAAAGAGUGCCAGUUCUUCCCUGUCGACCAACAACCACCCAUCGAGAAGAAGUCGCGUCCCAACUCCCGGAUCGAGACGAUCUCGAAUGACCCGUCGACGGCGUCGUCUUCGCCCCCAACGAUGGGCGAGCAGACGGACGCGUACUACCAUUACCAACAUAUGCCCUUGAGCGCCGGGCCAGAAGUCGCGACCUUCAACGCCGCACACUACCCGAGUCCAAUUGCUCCAUUUGCGCCAAGUGGGUAUCCGCCUCAGCUUGAGUCGAGAUCGCGACUGACGAGGUAUGGUGCAGGUGUAGAUGCAGCAGCGCCGAACCCGAUGGACCCCUCCACCGUUCCCUGGGACGAGUUCACGACUAUCCCCCCAGACCAGCAGAUGCUAGCAAAUAUGGCUGCAGCAGGGAAGCCUAUGGUCAACGUCAACAUGCCUCAUCAUCCUCACGUCUGGAGCCAACCCGCAACCCCCAUCGCCGCGAUGCCGCCGAACGCCCAGCUCCCCGGCGCACCAACCGUCCCCUCGCAACAACAACCGCUCAGUCCGUCAUCGCCAUACGCCGUACAACCAGACGGCUCGGUCUGGCAAAUGGCCCCGACCCCGACCCGAUCCAUGACGUUCCCCGCGCAGCAGAAUAUGCCCGCGCAGUACCCUAGUCCCGGUGGCUUCGCACAGCCCAUGCCUCCCGACCUUAAGCGACGAGUCACGAGCCCCGGGCAAGGCUACCCUAUACACCCGCAGAGUCCGCCCGCUGAUAUGCAGGGCACGCCGGUCCCGGUUACGUACGCCGCGCAGCCAGCAGCAAUGGGAUACCCCAACUGGCAGGAGGUCAGUGGGUUGCCGAACGUGAACAUGGUCCCAUAUCCAAUCUACACGGACGCACAGCAAGCCGCGUAUGGAAGUCCGCCGAUGGGGCCUCCCGGUUCAGCUCACGGCCAUCAAUAA
Messenger RNA from Aspergillus mulundensis, 1140 nucleotides. RefSeq names its product putative C6 finger domain protein. Lineage: Eukaryota; Fungi; Ascomycota; Eurotiomycetes; Eurotiales; Aspergillaceae. The coding region runs from base 1 to 1140 and encodes 379 amino acids. Gene Ontology annotation, molecular function: DNA-binding transcription factor activity, RNA polymerase II-specific; zinc ion binding. The transcript is spliced from 2 exons. Gene Ontology annotation, biological process: regulation of DNA-templated transcription. The record is from RefSeq and is a predicted model, not a curated record.